AUGGUGUUAACAGAUAACGAGGAAAGUAAUGGCAAUCCGCUGUGCACCGAGGAAAUUCAGGAAAAAGGAGCAAAUGGAAAUUCAUCAUCAGGGAUCAUGGCCGAAGAAGCAAAGGAACUUUUUCUGCAAGGAAAGCGCAACCUGCUUUGUGGUAACAUCGACGAAGCGGUUGAAUGCCUUGGAGCCUGUUGCGUUAAUUUUACCGAGCUGUAUGGAGAGUUUGAUGUUCGAUGUGCUGAACCUUUGCUUACAUAUGGCAGAGCUCUGCUAGAGGCUUCACGGAGAGAACCAUGUUUGAAGGAAGAAGCCGUGAUAAAUGGAGAUCAUAAUAACGUUGCUGUAGCGGAUUCGGUAGAUCCUCAAGAAAAUGUACCUCAAGGUCCUGAAACUGUCCAAAAUGACAGCGACAAGGAAGAAAAUGCGUUAGAAAGGACGACCGUCGACAAGCCAAAUGAAGAUACGAAAGUGGAUGGUCCUGUGACAGUGGAACCGGAAAAAGUCGAAGGCGAUGACAUUCCAACCGCCGACGUUCUGGAAGACAAUAAAACUGUUAAAGUUUGUGAUUUAGAUAAUGCUGCUGACGAGGUUAUAGUUUCACAUAAUGAAUCUGAUGAUGAUACGUGCGAAAGCAACGAUGAAUCAGAACUUGAUGAAAAUUCAUCAGAUGCGGCUGCCGAGGUACCAGAUCUUCAGUUGGCCUGGGAAAUGGUUGAUUUGGCAAGAAUCAUAUGGGAGAAAGAGAUGAAUGACGAUGGCAAGUUAAUGGCAGCCGAAUGCCGAUUAGUCCUGGCCGAAAUUUCAAUGGAGAGCGAUAACCACGAAGAAGCUCUUAAGGAAUUGAACGGAUGUCUUUCUGUUCAGAAAACCCUAUUACCGUCUUGCGAUCGAAGGAUUGCUCACUGCUAUUACCAGAUAGGGUUAGCGAACAUGUUGGGAAAGAAGUACAGUGAUGCACACGAAGCUUUCAGUCAGACGCUUAAUACCCUAAAAAUGAAACGCGAUGAACUUCAGCAAAAGGAUUCCACCAACGGCAGUGACGCGAAUGCCGUCGAAAUAGCUGAUCUCGACUCAGUUAUCAAAGAUGUAGCACAAUGCAUGCAGGAUGCACUGGAAUCCAGCGAAAACCCUGCUCCUUCGUCACUGAAAUUGGAGGAUGAGAACGAGAUCAAGAUCACUUCGAAAGAUAACACGGACUCUCCAAUGAUCCACGACAUAUCUCAUCUGGUUAGAAAAUCGUUAAAGGAGGACAAAGUGCAGUGUUUACUUGUAUCGUUGGCCCGGAAAGCCAAGAUGAUUUUUCGGUUGGUCGCUGUCAAAGGAAACUACGAGUUUGACGGUGUGAUUCCUGAACUGCUGCACCCGUCGUUCAAGCAACCACAGUACCUUGCAGAAUUUGAGAAGCAGCGUUGGAACCCUGAUGAGGACUGGACGGAAUUGCGCAGGGAAGUCAGUCACCUAGUGAAAAUAGCCUAUCCGUUCCUCGACAAGAGUGCGGACACGUGUUCGCAUUAG
Messenger RNA from Soboliphyme baturini, 1512 nucleotides. The record is from the annotation of a GenBank genome assembly. NCBI's taxonomy places the organism in Eukaryota, Metazoa, Nematoda, Enoplea, Dioctophymatida, Soboliphymatidae.